Messenger RNA from Chironomus riparius, 492 nucleotides. Lineage: Eukaryota; Metazoa; Arthropoda; Insecta; Diptera; Chironomidae. The record is from the annotation of a GenBank genome assembly.
GUUUUAAAUAUAAAGUAAACACAAACAAAAUUUGAAAAUAGAUAAAUAAUUAAAAUAACAAUAAGAACUAGAUAUGAACGCGCCACCGACAUUCGAAUCAUUUUUGCUAUAUGAGGGAGAGAAGAAAAUCAUCAAAGAAUUAGACACAAAAGUACCGAAUGCAGCUAUUUUCACCGUAAAUAAGGAAGACCAUACACUCGGGAACAUGAUUAGAAAUCAAUUGUUGAAAGAUCCCAAAGUGCUAUUUGCCGGUUAUUCCUGCCCACAUCCACUGGAACAUAAAUUUGUAAUCCGUAUCCAGACAACAUCAAAUUAUACACCUGAAGAUGCUUACAUGAACGCAAUUACGGAUCUUAUGUCUGAAUUGUCACUUUUUGAGGAACGAUUCCGAGAAGCAAUGAAGGAAAAGAAGGAAGGCGGCGAUUAAGCUUAUUUGUAAUUUAAUAUAUAAACUCUAAUAAAGUAAGUGUUUUAUAUUGUAAUAAACUGGAA